AUGUCACUUGGAGGUCUUGCAAGAUCCAAACUCCAUCGCCAGCCCAAGCGGUGUGGGCAUCGCCGUUUCCACCCGCCAAAAAAAAAAAACCCAGACAAACUCUCGCAUCUUGCCUUUCUUUGCUCCAUGAAUCCCCUCCGGCUUUCUUUGCAAAGGGCGCUUCGGCCAAGCCGGGCCUACUCGUCGCUCUCCGAGUUGCGCCUUGAAUUGAUCUCGAGGAAGCUUCCAUUGACUUACGACUAUCUCCAUCCACAGCCAUCGCAUCUGCUGAACUUGACCCUGCAUGAUUUCCUCCCGCCAUCACCAGAGCCCAGUACCGAAUUGACGACUCUUCCCUCGAUCAAAGACUCAUCUCCUCUGCCGGUCGGCCAUCACUUAAUCUACUUUCCGCCCCAAGUUCCCUUGUCUCAACUCCUCCCCGACGGCACUGAUAUAUUACAUACCCCCGGCGAGCCCUUCAACCGGCGUCUAUGGGCAGGAGGUAACGUAAGAUUUCCGGGUACCAGCCCUGCUUUGGAUGGAAGCCGCGCCGUAUGCAUCGAAUCGAUACGCAAUGUGCAAGUGAAGGGACGAGAUGGCGACGAGAAGGUGAUUGUCACCAUCGAACGGCGCGUUGGCAUCGUGCCCGAGGCAGAAGCGCCAGCCCACACCUGGGCGCGGAUCUGGCAGGACGAUGGAGAAAACCCGGGGGAGUCGUCGGUCAUUGAGAACCGGGAUUUGAUCUUCAUGCGAUCAAAGUCCCAGGAGCAGAUCCAGACCGAUCAGGCACAGUUUGCAAAGCCCAGUCGGAUUGUCAAACCUCCCUCCGAUGCUAUAUUUCGCCAUCUCGUCAUGCCCACCAAAUCACUGCUUUUUCGCUUUUCGGCGCUGACUUUUAAUGCCCAUUCCAUCCAUCUUGACAAGGGCUACACCCAGAAUCAGGAGGGAUAUCGAAACCUCUUGGUGCAUGGCCCGUUAACUCUGACGCUGCUUCUCCGUGUGUUGCAACAUCAUUUGAAUCCGCUGAACCUUGGAGUCGGCCAGGUCGAAUAUCGGAACUUAGCGCCUCUCUACGUGGAAGAGGAGUUGACCAUCUGCGGCAAGCCCAAGAGCGGCAGCGGAGCCUGGGAUGUGUGGAUUGAAGGCCCCGACGGCGGCCUCGCUGUUCGAGGCACUGCGCGUGCCCACGAUAUACCACGAUGA
Molecule: messenger RNA, 1182 nt
Organism: Penicillium alfredii
Lineage: Eukaryota; Fungi; Ascomycota; Eurotiomycetes; Eurotiales; Aspergillaceae
Exons: 2
Coding region: 1-1182 (393 amino acids)
Cellular component (GO): mitochondrion
Molecular function (GO): (3R)-hydroxyacyl-[acyl-carrier-protein] dehydratase activity
Source: RefSeq, a predicted model, not a curated record